CUUUAUUGCUUCUCCUAGUUAUGUCCACCGACCGGGUUUAAAUAAAGAGCUGGAUUAUUUGAAUAAGAGUUAAGCUCCCCAUGGAGCUCCCUAAUUAUAGCCGGCAGCUCAUGCAGCAGCUCCAUACCCUGCGUAAGGAGGGCCAGUUCUGCGACUGCACCAUCCUGGUGGGCGAUGACCCUCACAGGGCACACAAGCUCGUGCUGGCCGCCUCCAGCCUGCUCUUCAAGUCCGUGCUGGAGGGGUCAGAGAGCAUAUCCAUCGACCCUGCCGUGGUCACCUCCCAGGAGUUCUCCAACCUGCUCGAGAUGGUCUACACGGGCAAACUGCCCCCGGGCGAGCACAACCUCACCCGCGUCAUCGCCGCCGCCGACAGUCUGCAGAUGUUUGACGUGGCCGUCAGCUGCAAGAGCAUCCUCACCAGCCUGACGAAGCGGUCGCCCCCGCCCCCGGUCAAAGGAUCGCAGCAUGCCAGCUCUGGCAGCCAGCCUACCUUGCCAAGCCCUGAUAAGGUCCCACCGAAAUCUGAUCUGCAUGGAGCUCAGGGGGAGGCAAAGGUGGCCGAGCAAGGGGCCCAGGAGGUCACCAAUGGCUCUUCAGAGGACACCACCAACGCGGCCGUCGACGGCCCCGAGGGACCGUCUCGCAAAAAAGCUCGCCUGGAGUCUCCGCAGGUUGCAGAUGCAGCGAGUGAAGGCUUGGAGUUCCUGUCCAGGUGCAGAGGUAGGAUCGCUGGGGCAAUAUGUGAUGUCCAGCCCUGGGUGAAAGCAGUGGAGACCUGGGAGGCCAUUUCCAGUGAGGAGAGACUGGUCAUUUUAGACUGCUGCAAAGGAGAGCCAGGAGGAUCCAGCGUGUUCCACAAGCUCUUAGAAAGAGCCGUGGAGCGCAAGUCUCUCUCAUCGCAAACUCUCCUUUUGCUGCUGGAUCUCUUCAAGGAGGGCAACCCAGAUCUGGCCACGGUGCUGCAGGAGUGCACGCCCCGAGGGGAGAGGGGCAGCGCUGGACCGAAUGACCAAGCUGCUGGGAAGAAACCCACAUCUGGUGGGCUGCUGGACCAUGCUGCAGAACUGACUGACAUCCUCUCUGACGUCAGCUCCAUCAUGGAGAGCCUGAUUGGUGCCGCGGAAACCUGCCUGGCGGAGGAGGAGAGGAGGGUUGUGUUGGAGUGCUGCAACGGCAAGGGCCCCAGGGAGGCGGUGGAGGGCCUGUUAUCGAGGGCAAGGGAGGAGGGGCCCCUGAACGAGGGGGGCCUCCUGAAGCUUCUCCAGGCGCUCAGUCCUGGGGUUCCUGGCCUGCAACAGCUGCUGGACGGGAUCCUGGUCCACAGUGGUUCCGCCCAGGAACCAGGAGGCGAAAAUCGGGAUGAAGAUGACGCAGCCAGUCUGUUGGGAAGGUACCGCUGCAGACUGGUAGAGUCACUCUUGGAUCCCCAGGCCCUCCUGCGCAGCCUAGAGGCGGUGAGCGGUAUUGCAGCAGAGGAGAGAGAGUGUAUCCAGACACUGCUGAAGCAGGGCAGUUGUGCUGAGUGUGUGGACAGGAUGUUGUCUCUCAACCCGGACGGAGGCUCCACCACAGCCCUGACAGUGUGGCGGCUUCUCUUCCGGGCCGGAGCACGGGACCCCUCACUGGCCUUGCUCCUGCAGGAGGUCAGGGGGGAGCCUGGAGCCCAGAGACUCAUCCACUCCGUUAUGGACACAGAGAGCCUGCACCUGGACUUCCUGUUGAAGCACAAAACAUUGAUCCUUCAGACAGUCGGUCACAUGGGUGUCCUGGAAGAAGUUGCAAAGGAAGUGGAGAACACACCAGAGGAGGUCACUGAGUUCGUCAGAAGCUGCCAGGAAGGACACAGCGGAGCAUCGGUGAAGGACGUCCUCGGGUGCGUCUUAGAGGAGCAGUCGCUCUCUGCUCAGGCAUUCUGCAGACUGCUCCUCCUGAGUCAGAGGACCCUCCCUCAGCUCCUGCCUCUCAAAGAAGACUUGGAGCAGGCAGGGAAAGGGGCUGAGCUGGAGGCUCAGACGCCCGGCGGCGCGGAGGAGGAGGCGAGCAAGGGGCGGAAGAAGGGCGCCAAGAAAGGCGCGGCCAAGCAGUGCUUCUGCCAGUGGUGCGGGAAGGCCUUCACCUUCAUGUGCCGGAUGGAGGGCCACCGGAAGCGCUGCCCCCUCUCGCAGGAGGUGACACACCGCUGCCCGCACUGCCCCACAGAGCUGCCCACCCCCCGCGCCCUCAAGCAGCACCUCUCCCAGGCCCACGAGGGCCAGGCCGGCAAGAGGAAGAAGCAGACGCAGGUGGCCUGCGACAUCUGUGGGAAGACCUUCGCCCACCCGUCAGGUAUGCUGUACCACAAGCGCACCGACCACUUUGACGAGAAGCCGUACGUGUGCAAGGAGUGCGGCGCGAAGUUCGCGGCCAACUCGUCCUUGAAGAACCACAUGCGGCUGCACACGGGGGAGCGGCCCUUCGUCUGCAAGCACUGUGACAUGGGCUUCAGCCAGGCCGCCGCCCUCUCCUACCACACCAAGAAGAAGCACUCCGAAGGCAAGAUGUACGCUUGCCAGUACUGCGAGGCCCUGUUCGCCCAGUCCAUUGAGCUGACACGUCACGUGCGCACACACACGGGGGACAAGCCCUACGUCUGCAGGGAGUGUGGGAAAGGGUUCAGCCAGGCCAACGGGCUGUCCGUCCACCUGCAAACCUUCCACAAUAUCAUGAACCCCCACGACUGCCAGAAGUGCCGCAUGAGUUUCCCCUCCCUGGAGGAGCACAGGAAGCACAUCCAGGAGUGCCACCCCAAGGAGUACCACCAGUGUGAGGUGUGCAGCAAGGUGUUCGGCACGGCUGCCCUGCUCCUGAAACACGUCGUCACCCACAAUGGCAAGAAGCCCUACAGCUGCAAGAUCUGCCACAAGGCCUACCAGCAACUCUCCGGACUGUGGUACCACAACCGCACCACCCACCCCGAGGUGUUUGCCGGCCAGGGCUCCCGCCUCCUGAAGUCUGUGUUCCAGUGCACCAGCUGCGACAAGGCCUUCUGCACCAGCGCCAGCCUGGCCAAGCACGAGAAGGCCGAGCACCCAGAGAAGAUUUAUGAGUGCGAGGAGUGCAAACAGACCUUCCCUGAUUUUGAUUCGGUGGUGGCCCACAGGAAAGACAGUCACUCAGACGCUCAGGUGUUCAAGUGCCUGUACUGCCCCUCCUCCUACGGCAGUGCCGCCGAGCUGCAGCAGCACCUGUGCGGCCAGCACUUCAGCGAGCAGGGCGAGGCCUUCGGCUGCACCCACUGCGACCUCAUCUUCCCCACGCAGCCCGAGGCGCAAGAGCACUUCCUGUCCCACCACCAGGAGGCGCUGGCCGAGGAGCCCCAGGUCUCCACCUCCCAGAUGGUGAUCCAGGCGGAGGAGCCCUCCGGUGGGGCCGAGCAGGUGAUCGCCCUGCACCAGUCCCAGCUGGGCGGGUCCCAGGUGUACGUGGCGCUGGCCGACUCGGAGAGCGCGCCGGCUGGCUCCGAGAUCGUGGCGGUCAACAUGGACGACCUCCUGGACGGCACCAUCACCUUCAUCUGCGGGGAGGGCCAGUGAGGCUGACCCCACGCCACUCUGCCCGUAGGACU
Megalops cyprinoides (Indo-Pacific tarpon) is the source of this 3607-nucleotide messenger RNA. RefSeq names its product zinc finger and BTB domain containing 40 (gene zbtb40). Gene Ontology annotation, molecular function: protein binding; RNA polymerase II cis-regulatory region sequence-specific DNA binding; DNA-binding transcription factor activity, RNA polymerase II-specific. Bases 81 to 3575 code for a protein of 1164 amino acids. Lineage: Eukaryota; Metazoa; Chordata; Actinopteri; Elopiformes; Megalopidae. Gene Ontology annotation, biological process: regulation of transcription by RNA polymerase II. The transcript has 18 exons. Gene Ontology annotation, cellular component: nucleus. The record is from RefSeq and is a predicted model, not a curated record.